AUGUCUGCAAAUCAUUCAAUGCAUGCUGGGAGUUGGACAAAGCUGACUUUGACUGAGUUGAAGGACUUGUGUGCAGCUUGUAGCUUCUCCGUAGAGGGUAAUAAAGAAGAGCUAGAUGAAAGACUACAUGCUUAUUUUGACAAGAGAAAAGAUAAAGGGCUGAAGGCGCAGUUGAAGGGGAGUAAUAGAGGACAAGAACCAGGGCCCAGGAAUGCUUAUGAUAGGACAGGAGAAGUAGUAGAUGUGGACUUGGAUGAAGAUGGAGGUGGUGAGUUUGAGGAUGAUUUAGAUGAAAACUCCCAGGAAGUGGAUAAUAGGAUUAUAGAGGAAUUUGCAGCAUGUUUUAGAGGAAAAGAGAAAGUAAAGUCAGUUCCUGUUGAUGUUUUUCUGACUGCUUUAAGUAGCAUUGAAAGAAAGAUGGAUAGGAAUUUCUCUGCAUUGUAUAAGGAGAUUGAAGAUGGAGAUGGGUUAGAUGAAGCUUGGCCGAAAGUUAAAUUAUCAAGACCACGUGACCAUGAGUACGAUUUUUUGGCAAAGAUUGGUAAACAUUUGGAUAAGGCAAUCAGGGUGUUGCUAGAGUCUAAUAGGAAGGAAAUUGUUGGUGUGUGUGAGGAAGUUGAAUCAAGGGCUGUUACUCUAAGAUUAGCAGGAUGGGGUACUGCAUUGCAGAUUGUAGGAAGUAAUGAUAAGAUGAUGGAGAAGUACAAGGACCAUAUACCUUUAUUUAGCCAGGCAGAGCAAUCUUCAUGCUCAUAUGAAUGGGGUUAUAGAAGAAAAGCUCGAAAGUAUCAGCACAAAAGAAAAAGAGCAUCACCUACUUCAUCUGAUUCAGAAAGAGAUUAUUACUCAUAG
Messenger RNA from Dentiscutata erythropus, 852 nucleotides. The record is from the annotation of a GenBank genome assembly. NCBI's taxonomy places the organism in Eukaryota, Fungi, Glomeromycota, Glomeromycetes, Diversisporales, Gigasporaceae.